Emiliania huxleyi CCMP1516 is the source of this 512-nucleotide messenger RNA. RefSeq lists its product as hypothetical. The record is from RefSeq and is a predicted model, not a curated record. The transcript has 7 exons. Lineage: Eukaryota; Haptophyta; Isochrysidales; Noelaerhabdaceae. The coding region runs from base 21 to 512 and encodes 163 amino acids.
CCCCGUCUCUCCCCGUAACCAUGGCGUUCUGGGGCCUUGAGAUCCUGCCCGGCAAGCCGAUGCCGCUCAACCUGACACGACGCCUCGUCGUCAAGCAGGCCGCGCUUGUCGUUUCCAAGCCCGCCAAGAAGACCGAGCCGUGCGUACUCUCGGUGUCGGUCGCGGAGGACGAGCAGCGCUACGUUGUCUGCCGGCUGCACGAGGGCGUGCUCGAGCAGUGCCCGAUGGAGCUUCCCUUCUCGCCAGGCGACGAGGCGCAGGUCCACCUCAGCGGCGGCCACGCGGUGCACCUCACCGGCUUCCUCGAGCUGGACGACGAGGACGACAUGGAGGACAUGGACGGCGAGCUCGACGAGCUCGACGAGGAGAGCUCCGACGAGGCGCUCUCCAAGUUCGGCCCCGAGACGCCGAGCCGGUGGAAGAAGGUGGCCGAGGAGGUGAUGACGUCGACAUCGGUCAUCUGGCUACCGCGAAAGCGACCCAACUUGUCGACCGAUGCGAUCGUCCGAUGA